AUGAGGGUGAUGGUCCUCUUGGGACCCACCCUGCUUGCAGCAUGGCUCAUUGUAUUCCUUAACUCCUCGUUGGUCCCGUGGGCUCUCCUGACCAGGCUGGUGUUGGCGCUGCCAGAGUAUGCGGCAGAACCUUCAUACCCCCCGCCCCCGCCGUGCCUACCUGCCGUGGCCGACGAAGCGAAGCCACCACCACACAGCGAAGGCGAGCCCCCCUUCAUCAAGGUCGAAGACCUGCGCGCUGCCUCCAACGUCAGUCGAGCUCCGGGCUGCCCACCCGAGGCCACCGGCCGCCUGUGCCGCCUGGAAGACGUGUUCGACGAGAUUCUCCUGAUCUCCCUGCCGCGCGCCACCGACCGGCUGGCCCGCGCUCGCCGCCAGCUGCGGGAGCUCGGGGUGCCCUACACGCUGGUCCACGCCGUCGACGCCCGGCUCAUGGCCGGCUCGGCUCACCUGGCCAAGGUCAUCAUGAAGGACCCGGUGGACCAGCACCCUGGCGUGCUCGGUCUCUACCUCACGCACCUGGGCCUCAUGGACUACGUGACCCGGUCGGCGGGCCUCGAGCGGGUGCUCAUUCUCGAAGACGACGUCACCUUCUGCGCCGACUUCCCGCGCGCCUUCGAUGCGCGCAUGCGUCGCAUGCCGAGCGACUGGCGCAUGCUGUGGCUCGGCGCGCUAGUCUUCGAAGCCACCUACUACAAGGACGCGCAGGCCCUGGACCACUUCAUCGACGCGGGGCUGGCCCGCCCGGCCUCAAUCGCCACCACCUGGGCCGUGGCGCUGCACCGCGAGGCGGCCGCCCUCAUGACCGAGAAGAUGAUCAUCUCGCAGAAGGCCAUGGACCAGCAGGGCUUUGCCGAUGGCGUGGUCAAGUGGCCCAACCAGACCGUGCUCAUGUGGCCGCCCGUGGCCGUGACCAACCCCUACUCGGGCUCGGGCCUGGGCCAUACGUGGCUCGUCACACCGUCGAUUUGGGCUAACGACAACGGCCUCGACCUGGCCAACUUCGACCUGGCGCGCGGCUACCACGUCGGCGGAGAACUGGGAAACGAUCUACGCUGCGUCGUCGGCCCCGACAGCGCGGAGGUGGAGGCCCCGUGGGCGUACCCGGAAGAGUUCGUCGUGCUCCGGGAGGUCAUGGUCAACAGCUCGGCCGAGUGCUGCGCCAAGUGCUCUACUGACUUCCCGCGGUGCCAGGCAUGGCUGUGGUACCCGCACACGACCAACCGCACCUGCGUGCUCUCCUCCAACCCAACAGCGCGGGUGCUCUCGGACGAGCCGGCCGCACCCACGGCCGUGUCGGGCCGCAUGGUGCAGGAGGACAGCGUGCCGCGCGUGCCCAACGUGGUCCACUUCUUUCCGCCUCGCCGCGACACCACCUCUGCCCGGCGGCGGCGGCUCGACGUGUGGAGCUACAUCUCUGUGCUCAGCGCCGCCAUCAACACCGAGCCCGACCACAUCCGAUGGUACCACAGCCUUGGUGGCGCUGGUGGUGGUGGCGGUUCGCUGCCGGAGGGUCCCUGGUGGGACGAGUGCACGCUGCCGCUCAUCUCCUCGCUACACCUUAUCGCGGACUCCACCACCGCCACCAGCGGGGAACAGAGGGAGGACGACGUGCGGCUCGGGGUGCUCAUCGACGAGGGCGGCAUCUUGCUCGACACCGACGCGCUCGUCGUGCGCUCGUUUGCGCCCUUGCGCGCUCGCCAAGCGGUCACGCUCGCCCGCGACGGCCUCGACCGCAAGCUGGCCGGCGUGGGCGUGGUGGUGGCGCCUCGCAACGCCAGCUUUCUCCAUCGGUGGCGGGCCAAGGCGCGCGAUCAGCACCUGGCGGACGACUACCAGUCCCAGGCCGUGGCGCUCCGGCUGGCCGAGCGGCACUCCGACGAGGCCAAGCUGCUGUCGCACGCGGCCUUCUAUCCGCGGUCGUACUCGCCGCACCACCUCAAGGUCGCUUACCAGGCCGACGACUGCGCGUCGGAGCACGAGUCGUUCUCGACAACCCCAAAACUGGCCAACUGA
This is a messenger RNA of Acanthamoeba castellanii str. Neff, 2016 nucleotides long. Its product is annotated as LPS glycosyltransferase subfamily protein. The coding region runs from base 1 to 2016 and encodes 671 amino acids. The record is from RefSeq and is a predicted model, not a curated record. Lineage: Eukaryota; Discosea; Longamoebia; Acanthamoebidae. The transcript is spliced from 2 exons.